UCUCCCUGAUCUAGCGUCUUCGUCUGAGCUGAGAAGAGUGUGAGGAGGCCUCAGUACCCAAACCAAAAAUGGCGUCGAAGCUUUCAAUGCUUAGGAGCAGUAGUGAGAACAUAGCCUGCAUUUUCGGCAUCAGGAGGUGGAACCACAUCGCAGCAAUUCCUCCGUCCUCGGAUGGGGCCAUUCAACGGACGAUGAUUUCAUCGCCACCGUUCGCGCUGCCAGAGUUUUAUCGGGAGACUGAGAAGGAUAACAAAGUCGGAUUCGGGUUGCCCAGUUUUCUGUUCGGUGGAUCGAUGGAGCUCAUGGCUGUCCCCAAGAGGAAGACUACUCCCCACAAGAGAGGCAUAAGAAAUGGCCCGAAAGCUCUGAAGCCUGUUCCUGUGAUAAUCCGAUGCAGGAGCUGUGGUCGAGUCAAGCUGCCACAUUAUUAUUGUUGCAGUGGACAUAGGGGAAAUACCGGUGAGCGGGAGGUAUAGAGAUUAGGAUGGGAAGUUGAAACUGUUAGAUUUUUUCAGAAUUGAUAUGGAGCAUUCUGUUUCUGAGUUCGUUCUUUUGAAAUUUGACUAUGCUACAAAAUCUUAAGUGGAUAUUAGAUCUUCACUUGGUUCAGAUUUUGCUGGUGUUUCUACUGAAGAAUACGGAACGAGACUAAGUGUGGAUCAUGAGAGGGAGAGAUAGAGAGGGACACAAGCAUGUAUAGUGGUUCACCUUGCCCUUGAGGCAAGGCUACGUCCACUUAGAUAUUUUACUAUGUAGUGAGGCCAAGUGACCUUAAUAGUGAUACAAGUAUAGGGAUCAUGGAUCCAUCCCUUCUAAGAAGGGGAGGACUUCCCUUUAUAGCUAAGGGAAGUCCCCAUCUAUUUUAUAUUUCCGAUAUGGGAUACAAUGUACAUAUUGCUUCUCUUGAAGCCUCUUGGAGAGCAUGGGAGGGUGGCCUCCUAGCAAGGUACCGACCGACCUCCACCAUGACAACGUAGCUCGGGUGUCGGCCUACCGGAUGCAUGCCAUAGGCGGGGCUAGCCAUGUCGUGGGGCCCACCUAUGAGGUCGUUGAUUAUGCUUGGCGGUAUGUAAUAUAGAUGGU
Messenger RNA from Rosa rugosa (rugosa rose), 1083 nucleotides. RefSeq lists its product as uncharacterized. NCBI's taxonomy places the organism in Eukaryota, Viridiplantae, Streptophyta, Magnoliopsida, Rosales, Rosaceae. The record is from RefSeq and is a predicted model, not a curated record. Gene Ontology annotation, cellular component: mitochondrial large ribosomal subunit. The coding region runs from base 69 to 476 and encodes 135 amino acids. Gene Ontology annotation, biological process: translation. Gene Ontology annotation, molecular function: structural constituent of ribosome. The transcript has 3 exons.